AUGGCAAAGAACCUGGACAUGUUCUCUUCAUUUCCAGAAUCCCUUCAUCUCUCCAUCAUCUCCUUGCUUCCCUACAAAGAAGCGGCAAGGACUUCAAUCCUCUCCAAACAGUGGUUUGAAACAUGGCGUAAGACAAAGAUGAUUGAUGUGGAGUUCGACGAACUCUUCUUCGAGAAACCCGAUGAGUUUGAUGAAUCCAAAGAAGCUCAUAGAAGGAAUUUCCUCAACUCUAUCACUUAUUGGAUCUCACACAACAGAAACCAAUUUGUGGACAAGUUCUCUCUCAAGGUCUCUCACCCUGAGAGUUGCCGUGAAAUCAUAGAGCAUUGUUUUGCUUUCGCGACACAACGUGGGGUGAAAGAUUUGAGGCUUGAUUUCUCUGACCCAAACUGGAAAGAGAAUACCAUGGAUGAGCAUACUGCUUUGAUGCAAUUGCCACAACAUGUCUACGACCUUGGGUCAUUGCUUGAGUCCUUGAAACUAUACUCAUGCGGUUUUUCCAUGCCUCACAUGCUUAAGUUUCGGUCGCUAAAAGAGAUUUCCUUGGGCUGGAUUGAAAUUAGUGUAACCACUCUUCGAACUUUGCUUUACAGUUGUAAGACUCUUCAGAACUUAAGCUUGAAGAAGUGUGGGGAAUUAGAAAGCUUUAACAUGGGAGAUGAAAAGAUUGGAUUGAAAAGGUUAGUGAUUGACAAGUGUCAAUUUGAGUAUACAGACAUCUUUUUCGAUGCUCCAAAUCUUGUGUUCUUCAAGUACUCGGGAGGUGUAUGGAAUUCAGAUAUCAACAUAAAACGAGAGGUCAUGGAAGAGGUAGAAAUAGAUUUCCCCUAUGAGUUCGAGCCUAAUUUCAAUGAAUAUGCUGAUGAACUCUACACCAUACUGAGCGAUUUCUACCAUGUCCGGGUGUUAACUGUGUGUAGUGUCUUACUUCAGAAAUACAUUUCUCGGUUCUCGGUUCUUACUUGUGAAUAUGUGUUUCUUGUUAUGCAUGAAAAAUUGAAGGCUAUUCCAUUUGGAGAAGAUAAAAUACGGCAUGGCUUGAAUGUGAGGCAUUUGAUUUUGAAGACUCAAAUGCAUCCUAAUGAAUUAUACGGUUUUACGUUCCUUUUGGAAAGUUGUCCUUGGUUGGAGAAGCUCACACUGGAGAUAGGCCCGCGAGUAAUAUACAAUGACUAUGAACCUCCUUACAAUAUUGACCUUCAAAAAUUCUGGGAAAGGCCUAUGUUGCAAACGCCUGAAUGUUUGGCAAAAACUUUAGAGGUUGUGGAGAUCAAAGGUUGUACGGGAAGUUUGGAUGAAUUUAAGGCUUGCUUUUAUUUGAUCGGACUUGGAAGUUCUUUGAAAGAGAUGAAUAUAUAUUUGAUGAAGGAUGAAAAUGAGGAAAUACGACGUGGAAUUAUAGCACAAUUUGUACCUGGCUUUCCAAGGGCUUCAAAGGAUUUAGAUAUAUUAAUUGCAUGA
Molecule: messenger RNA, 1461 nt
Organism: Lotus japonicus
Lineage: Eukaryota; Viridiplantae; Streptophyta; Magnoliopsida; Fabales; Fabaceae
Product: putative F-box/LRR-repeat protein At1g56400
Exons: 3
Coding region: 1-1461 (486 amino acids)
Molecular function (GO): protein binding
Source: RefSeq, a predicted model, not a curated record